AUGGCAGCGCAGCAACCUGAGCUCCAGCAGAGAUCUGUCGUAUCUUCUUUCAUUAUCUCUCUACGGGGUAGCCCGCGUGUUGCCCUUUUUAGGCGCAGCGAUUCUGUAAACACUUAUCGUCAUCGCCUGGCACCUAUAUCGGGCACCAUAGAGCCCCAUGAAUCCCCGGUUGCAGCAGCGUGGCGUGAGCUCAAAGAGGAGACCACCCUGACCGCCCGAGACAUUGAACUAUGGAGACAUGGCAAAUCGUAUACAUUCAGUGACCCCUCAAUCAGGCGACAAUGGACCAUCUACCCAUUCGCAUUUCGACUCAAACAUUCGGAUGAGGGUGGUCGAGGCGAAGAAGCUAUCAAAAUCGACUGGGAACACGAUGGCUGGGAAUGGUUUGACCUUCGAGACAUACAAGGAGACGAAUUCGGUGUGCCGCGCUUAGCGGACAGUUUGCAUCGUGUCUGGUUCGAGGCAGAAAUGAGUGGGGAGGCGAGUCAAGCGCUCCGAUCUGGUCUCCAGCAGCUCAAGAAUGACCAUCGAAGCGGAUCGCAUGAGUUGACCACCAUCGCAUUGACGGGGUACCGGGAUGUAUUGGUGCAUCUGCGGGAUGAUUCAAACUGGUGGCGGACUGCUCGCAUGGCCGCAUGGCACAUGUGCAAAAACGGCCGUGAAAGUAUGUCAUCUGCGACACAGAAUGCUUUUCUAGCUGUCUUGAGUGAUCUGGAAAAGCUGGCUGGCUCCGGGUUGGACAACGGCUCCGCAUGGGAUUAUGCCCUGGAUGUGGUGGAUUCCCACCUGGAGAAAAGACGUGCAAUGCCGGCUCGCGUAAGAGACUCAUUUACAGCAUAUCUUAACACCACAUUCAUGCAAAUGGCAGAAUCGCAGUCUACACUUACGAUUCUCACUCUUUCGGCCAGCUCAACGAUUCGGGAUAGCAUUCUGGAUGCAUUUGCAUCUCUGUCGAUCUCAAACUUAGAUAUACGCAUUCUAGAAUCCCGACCGCUCUUCGAAGGUGCAAGUAUGGCAUCUUCAUUGGUUUCAGAGUUCCAGACCAGGUUCUCGUCUCGACUAGACCGUCAUCUCAGACUGGCAGUGUAUACGGACGCUUCCGCUGCCAUCGCUGCUGACGGUGUGGACUUUGUGCUACUUGGAGCAGAUUGCAUAUCGAGCGAGGGAUGGAUCAGCAACAAGACGGGAUCUUUGCCAGCUGUUCUGGCCGCAAGAUACGCCAGUCCGAGUGUAAAGGUCCUGGUAUUCAGUCAAUUGGAGAAGGUGGCUGAGCCGGGGUCUCAAGAAGACCAUAAUGCCGAGAACAACGAUCCUGUGGAACUCAUGACUCCCUGGCUCGGAAGCGACGUCAAAGGCUUAGGGAUUCUCCAAAAGCAAAUGGAUACCCCUCCAGAUACGAGCAAUUGUGUGGUUGAGGUCAAGAACAUCUACUUCGAAUGGGUCCCUGUCAAUCUCAUUGAUCGAUACGUCUGUGAGGAGGGUACUGUCUCUCGGAAGGACAUCAAGGCUAAGGCAUAUCAAGUGAAGGAGAAGGCAGAUAGAUACCUAGGAUCUCUGUAA
Messenger RNA from Penicillium atrosanguineum, 1560 nucleotides. RefSeq names its product translation initiation factor eIF-2B subunit family protein. Gene Ontology annotation, molecular function: S-methyl-5-thioribose-1-phosphate isomerase activity; hydrolase activity. The record is from RefSeq and is a predicted model, not a curated record. NCBI's taxonomy places the organism in Eukaryota, Fungi, Ascomycota, Eurotiomycetes, Eurotiales, Aspergillaceae. The coding region runs from base 1 to 1560 and encodes 519 amino acids. The transcript has 2 exons.